Molecule: messenger RNA, 1907 nt
Organism: Colias croceus (clouded yellow)
Lineage: Eukaryota; Metazoa; Arthropoda; Insecta; Lepidoptera; Pieridae
Gene: Nol8
Product: probable RNA-binding protein CG14230
Exons: 8
Coding region: 126-1871 (581 amino acids)
Molecular function (GO): RNA binding
Source: RefSeq, a predicted model, not a curated record
UUCUACACCAAAAUCUCAUGCCUUUUUUAUUUGGAUUUUUUGUGAUAGGUUAAGAUUUCAAAGUUAUACAAAUUAAAUAGUCAUGCUUUAUUAAAUGAAAGGUAUUUACCGCGCAUGCACACAAAAUGACUUCAAUAACUCGUUUAUUUGUGGGCAAUCUUCCGGAAAAUGCAAAUGAAAAACUUAUACUGAAUGCAUUUUCUUCUUACGGAGAUGUAACUAACAUUGAUAUCAAGUGUAAGCCUGAUCCAGAGAGUGAUAAAAAACGAUUUGCUUUCGUUACUCUUUCCACAUCUGAAAAUUAUAUUGAGUCAUGCUUAAAGCAUUUUUCUAAUGAAGAUUUUCUUGGUAAUAGACUAUAUGUGACAAGAGCUCGGGAAAGUUUUUUAGAAAGGUUACAAAGGGAAAGAGAACAAGCACAGGGAAUUAAAAAGCCCUCUGCAGAGCCUGCUCAAAAUGAUUUUAGCACAAGAAAUGAUCAUGUCUUUGAUCAAAACAGAAAAAAUAAAAGAAAAUUUUUAAAUGAUGAUGAUUUGCAUAGUAAUGAUAUAGUACAUUUGCAAAGUAAUAAAAUAACAAAAACUGAUAAUUAUGAAAAAAAUAUUAAGCAGACACCACAGAUAAAUAACGUAAAUAAUAUAACAGAUAAACCUGGAGAUAAAAAGCAGGAGUCAGAAAAGAAAAGGUUAGAAUCUAUGAAAAGAAAAAGACAAGAAUUUAAGGAAAAGAAAUUGAUCAUUAAAACCGGUCUUACAGGAAUUGAUAAAGUAUCAAACAAAAAGAUAAUAUUUACUGACACGGGAGAAGAAAAUAUUUCUGUAAAUGGAUCAUCUAGUAUAAGUAAUGGACUCGAAAACAGAAAUAACUUGUUUGACGAUGAGGAUAGUGAUGAUGGUAUCAAUUUUAAUAUAAAGGAACAAUUUGAGGGCAAAAAAGGACAAAAGGUACUUGAUUUACAAUCCAGAUAUAAAUCGGACAAACGGUUUGUACUAGAUGAAAGAUUUGCAGAUGAAUCAGAUGAAGGUGAUGCCGUAGCAAGUGAGAAACAACUUGAAGAAGAUGAAACUGUUGAGUUAGAACGGGCUGACGAAAAGAGCAAACAAGUAAAAAUAUUACAAGAUGUCUUGGGUGUUGCUAUUCGAUCUAACCACACGAAACCACAAGACUCUUCUAGUAAAACAAAGGCAAAGCUUGGGAUGUUACGAUUUGAUCCCUUACAACCUGAUCAUGCAAAGUUCUUAGCACCAGUAGAACCAAAAGAAGAAGUUUCAAAGAAAUCUAAAAAGAAGAAAUCCAAAGACAAGGAAGAAAUACCAGAAUAUCAACCAGUGGUGGAAGUGGAGAAGGUUGAAGUGUCGAAGGAACAGUUUUACGAAGUCAGCGAUGUUUUAAAGGAAGCUAUUGCACAACCAACAUCAUUUAGUUUACGUAGCUUGUUCUCUAAAAGGGAACCUACUGAAGAAGAAACACCAAAUGACACAGAAGAAAGCAUACCAUUAGUGAAAACUAAAGAUAAAAAAGUAAAACAUCCCUUGGAUCCUGGUGAAAAAAAUCCCUUUGUGUAUGAUUCUUCGGAAUCUGAAGAUGAAGGUGAACCACUUCAUAAAGAUACACUUAUAACAGAGAAAGUUGAACCAAAGGCUGUUUGGAGGGAAAAUUUAUUUUUGUCCCUGUCCUUUGAUAACAGAUUGAAAGAGGGUUUAGAAUUCUUUAACCAGCCUUUAGAAGGCGAAAUCCCGAAAGAAAGGCGGCAAUUGAAAUCAGUUAUGAAAAAGCGACUGUACAAUAAAGAGCGUAAAAACAAGAUGUUCCAGAAAAAGAUUGGUGGGCGAAAGAAGACUAUGAAAAAAAGUUAUAAUAAGAAAAGCUGAUCUUGUAAUAUAUUUGAAAUAAAACAGUUGAAUUCA